Trichoderma asperellum CBS 433.97 is the source of this 1602-nucleotide messenger RNA. The record is from RefSeq and is a predicted model, not a curated record. NCBI's taxonomy places the organism in Eukaryota, Fungi, Ascomycota, Sordariomycetes, Hypocreales, Hypocreaceae.
AUGGAUGUAGCGACCGACCCCGUGCAGGUCGAGUCUCCAUCAUCAGUCACCAAGGCCACUUCGUGGGCCUCUCUGCCAGUUGAAGUACGCCAAAUGAUACUGAGCCUAGUGGUGUUGCCUAUCUCUGGGGGGAAAUACAACGGGUUAGGCUCUCGAAAUACGAGUGUCCCGAUUGCGAUGAACCGGAGGAUGAGCAACAACAUGAUAUUCACAACGUGUAUUCAGUCUCUACUGGGUACUCUCAAACUCUGGAACCCCGCGAGGCAUGGGGCAGAGGGGCUGGCACUGAUGCUGUCUGCUUCCUCGCCCAGCGAUACAGAGCAUCGGUUUAAUCGAUGCGAAAUUAAGGAUGGUUAUCCAUUUCACUACGCCGAAGAUCUAGAUCUUGCACCUGGAAUUGUUGAUUUCCACCGGGCGAACAUUGCUGAUCCAUUUACCCGUCAUUUUCAUCGCGGCUGCCCUCCGCCGUUGUACAGCGAGCAUGUCAAAAGGGUUCAGGGGACUUCUCUCCGUUUAGAACCACGAAGGGAUGGGCAAGGCCGCUUUAUCAGUCAAUACAAGAGUCUUCCUGCCGUGCCCAUCAUCAAAGGACUGAUCAUGUGCAGACAGUUUCGCAGGGACUUUCACGUAAGGACACUGUCAUUGCUACUUGAUCAAAGUUUUGUGGCAUUGGAGUGGUUCCACUUCGAGAGGACUAUGUCACCGGAGCGCCAUAAGCAAGUUUCCUUUGAUCAAGGUAUGAAACGCGGACCAGUCUUUACGUGGGAAAUUCCCAAAAUUGAGCGCGGUGAUGGUCUCGAAGAAUUAAGAUCUGAAGUUUCCUCACAUGCUCAAGCUUACCUACCUAGGGAAAUGGCAAAGCUUUCUCAAAGGCUAGAGCAGUUCUGCCCGCCAUGGCAGAUGGAUACGGCUACCUUUCUUCAGUCUAUUAUUCAACAAAGAGAAUCGCCCAAGAUGUUUAACAGCUCCCUAAAACGCAUAAUCCUGCGUUGUUUGCUUUCAAACUCAGACAGAAGCAGACAAGAUUUCGAAUCGCUUGUAAUUCUCGCAGCUAAAGCGGCUCUGUCGCUUCCCCAGCUGGAAGUCAUUGAGCUUUGGGGUACCUGUCUUGACGGACAGGAAUGCAGCGCAUACAUCUUCCGAUACAGUUAUGAAGAUGGUCGAGCCAGUAUCGUUUGGAGGAGUUGUGAAGAGACCCUGAUGGUUCAGGCGCGGAUUAUCGCCAAGUGGGGUGAGGUGGCCCAGAAACUCUCGCACUCGACUUUCGCAUACAACGUUGUCCCAUUUGCAGAGACGAAGGCAGAUAUUUCCAAUUCGGAUGGAACCUGCAUAUAUCAACAUCUACUGCUUAAAGAUUUAGUGUUUGAUCCCAUUACGCAGAUCAUCCUGGAGAACGAGCCUUAUGAAUGGAGCUUAGGCAAGAAAAGCGAUUCAUCGCAGCAGGGAAAUCUUCUGAAUUCAAAUCUCGCAAGUCCAAAUUCAUUGAGUGGCGAUCAAUUAAUGUAUGCCCUUGGGCCGAAUGUUGACCUUGCGUUACUGCAAGCCGAUCUUAUGGCUUUUGAUGCUGAGGUUACCGCCUUUCUCCAACAGCAUUAUGGGUAG